Molecule: messenger RNA, 10725 nt
Organism: Babesia ovata
Lineage: Eukaryota; Apicomplexa; Aconoidasida; Piroplasmida; Babesiidae
Exons: 2
Coding region: 1-10725 (3574 amino acids)
Source: RefSeq, a predicted model, not a curated record
AUGUCUUUCCUUCAUGGAGUUUUACAUAACAUUAAGCCUCAUUUAGGCCAGCAUAAUGAUAAAAUUCAAAAGGCAAUAAGCCUUCUUGAAGCCAAUAAACACUCUGGUAAAGAUGGUUUUAACAAUGCGAUUGGCGCAGUGGUCAAGGGGGUGAAGGGGUAUAAUGAGGGUGUUGAAAAGUCUAAUAAUCUUGUGAAGAAUCCUAUUGAAGCAUUGAUGCAGAAGAUGAAAAGGCUACAAACUCAGGUAAGUAACAUUCUUAGAGAUAAUGUUGUUUCAGGUGACAUGGAGGAAGCCGUUAAGGCCGUGAACCAGCAGGUGGCGGAGUGUAAGAAGAGUGCUGAAGGCUAUGCAGGAGACAUGAAGAGGGAGACAAGGAAUGUAGAAGAUCUGCAAAAGGACUUGCAAACUAAGAUUGCUAAUGUUAAUAGUUUCAUUGCAUAUCAUUGUUCGUUGCUGAGUGACAUACAUAGUAGGCAGCAGACGCAGAGGAAGGCGAUGGAGAGUGCCAUCAGUAGACAGCUUCAGGGUCUUGGGAGGACGGUUAAAUCACAAAUUACAAUGAAGGUCAUGGACCUUGUUAAGCAGUUGAAGCAGAAAGUGGAGGCCAUUUUCAAAGAGCUUCAGAGAAUCGACAGGGAUCUGAGAGAAUAUGUUGAAGAGUUGCAGCGAUGGAUUAACAGUGCGGAGAGUUUGGUGCAAGAUGCGCUGAACAAGGUUAAUUUUAUUUUGGCGGAGGCAGACAUGUCUACUCCGGGCAAAUAUACCCAGCAGAUUAAAGAAGCGGCGGAGAAUAUUGGUUUGGAAACGCAAAGGCUCUUUGAGGCGGGAAACGCGGCGAAUGAGGCUGUGAAACGGGAUGUUACUGCGGCGCUUGGGGAGGUGAAAUUGAUGGACGGGAUCCUUAAGAAUGAUCUGCAUGAUGUGAGAACGGCGCUUCAGACCGGACUUGAUACGUAUGUGAGAAAGUAUGUUGAGGCUGUGCAAACGAAGGUUAAGGAGAUAAAGGGGGAUGAAAAAAGUGGUUUGACUCAGGUUGUUGCAAAAGUGAAAACUUAUAUUAAGAAGUUCACGAAGGGUAAGCAGCAGUUUGAGGGUGUCGUAAAGGAAUGGAUUGGUGACAUUUUGAAGAUGGAACCGGUGAAGGGAUGGCUUCAGAAAUAUUACGAGGAUAACGUGGGUAGGUUUCAGCUUCCGUAUGAAUUUAUUAAAAGUGGCGAAGACGAUACAUUGCAUACAGCUAUUAAAAAGCUGAUUGUAGAACAGAUUGAAGCCAAAGUUCCUGGAGCAUUCGAAUCCUUCGAAGUUCAGGACGCAGGCAGUAUAGGCGUGCAUGUUACCUCUGCCAAGAGGAUUUGCAAUCUGUUUGCCGACAAACUCGGUGGGCAUAUUAAGGACACAGAGGGUGAGCUUUUCGAAGAUACAGCCAAGGAGAUUGAGAAAACGUUGACAGGUAACACGGACGCCAACCAGAAUCUACAAAUAGCCGUCGGCACCAUUCUCUGCCAACUAGUGUCUACUGCCAGGCAUAACGCUGAUGCGGUUGAAUCGUUUACCGGCGAGGACGAUGUAACGGAAAGCGAUAUAAAGAAAGUAGAGGCUUCACUUGGUGUGGCUAGCGAUAUGGACACUGCUUUUGAGAAGGCGCUUAUCAAAUACAACGAAGGACAGUACAGCUCCACCGAACCCUUCAAGCCCAGCUCUCCUGCGGCACAACAGCUCACAGCCAACAUUCACAGGACGAUUGAAAAGCAACUGAACGAUACGAUUGGGGAGGCUGGAUCUGGUGAAACUGGCGCCGCGACAGUCACACUUCCAACUAAGAGAUUUAGCGGUUACAGAGGGCACGUUGAUACAUCCUCACUCACUGGGAAAAAAACAGCUCUCACAGGCGACAAAGGCGCAAAAGAAGGCUCACUCCCGCAGGCGAUCGGAGAAGUACAGAGGGGAGUGAACGACGCUCUUUCUCAAAUCGGCAACAUAUAUUCCGGCCUUCAAGGCCACGCGUCCAACGUAAGGAUAUAUCUCCAUUCCCUCUGCUCAACCCUCGAGGGGGCGGCGGGGAAAGAACCAGAGCAGCAAAAGGACAGUGUCAAGGCCAAAUUGAAUGAACUGAAAGAUAUGAUUGAAAAUAAUGGUGAAAUCGGCACUGGGAAACAUAUUCAAAAAGGGUUGCAGAAAAUUAAGGAUGACAUUAGUAAGCUUCAAAGCGAUCUGGCGAGCGGCCCCCUCCAGAAUGCCCAGGAGUUCCUCAAAAAACCCGGCGGACUAGCCGACGAUUUGCGUAAUAAAACCAUUGACGAGCUCACAAAGCACGUCAACGAACAAGUACAAAAAGCCGAAAAUGAUUUUAUUGCUCACUCCAAAAAGCAGUACGUCGAGGCCAUAGAAACGUUGAUUAUAGCCUUCGCCGACAAGGUUACUGAGGAGUUGGAGGAGUUGCCGGGGCUAAUUGAACAUGACGAGCAUAUCGGCGUUAAAGGGUUCAUGAGGAAAAUGGAGACAGAAUUUACUAAAAAGGUUGAAUCCAUUCAUCCUAUACACCAAACGUCCUCUAGUCGAGAUACACUCUCGGUGAGCCAGGCGGCUGACGUGGUGAAUAAGGCGUUUGGAUACCUUUUCUUCGAGUUGCAAAAGCAAGAAGACUUCAAGUCAGAUUACGAAGUCAUGAAGCCGUCGAAAGAGUGUCUGUUCAAAUUGCUAAACUUGCUCACACAUUCCCAACACUUCGACCACAAGUUCGCUGAUAACCUUACAAACCUACAAAACACCCUUAAUGACUUCGCACCUAAGAAAUUCCACACGCCAAACAGUACACUCCUCGACGCCCUCAGGUCCGGCAUGGCCAAAUUCACCGAGCAACUCUCACACGCGUACGUGAACGCUUAUAGCGGUAGAACGUUUACUCAAUUGUUUGACACUAAGCAAAUUCCUAAUCCUACAGAACCCGACGCCGCUCCAACCACCUCACAAGUCCUUUCCACCGAGGGCCGCAACUGCGCCAAGGUCUGCCUGACCAUACUGGAGACGCUGAAUAGUAGUUUAGGCCAGCUGAGAAGAAAAUGCAAAAACGAUUGGAAAGGUUCCCCAAUUCAUUUGGGCAACGGCAAUAAGCUCGGCGCAUUCUUCCAAUAUUGGGGAUAUAUCGUUUCCAAAGAGAAAAAUGGUCAUGAAGGGGAGUUGCGUAAUAAAGAUGGUUUCACAGGUCAGCGGAUAUACAGUGAUCUUCUCGUCUAUACUCAUAAUGCUGGCAACAUCAGUGACAAAUUUCAACUUGUUAAAGACGAAGACGACGACAAGCAGAAGAAUAAGGAACAUGGUGUCGUUAAGAAGCUUGUCACCUACUUCAGAGCAUAUUACUAUGUCACUCACUUAGAACAUAUUGCGUCACCUAAAUCCCCGUCAAACGUCAAUCAAAUGCUCCAGUGGAUGCUCGGAUUGUAUUACAAUCCGAUGUUUGCCAAACUCGGCGAGCACUUUAAGGAACUUUUCGAGAAGCCUAAGGGACAGGAAGCAAAGCCGUAUGAAGAUAUCUCCGACACAGAUCUUAUCCUAGAUGCGACCACAAAUAUUACACCUACGACAUUAAAAGACACACUUCGACUUGCGUGUCUGUACUCUGAAGAUGUGUUGAUAGCUUUCCAGGGCCACGGCGACGCAAGUGGUACAUAUGCCUGUGACUUUUACACUAACCAAACUAAUUUCCUCUAUCCCACUAGCCCAGCUGCAUGCUUUGACAUGCUCGUAGACAUAUUAUUCAGAGUCUGUUACCAAGUCCGUUUCGUAUAUAAACAGUGUAACAACGGCCCUAAAAGCGGUGGGUGGGAAGACUGUUGGUACGGCCAAGAUAUUGGCGGUUCCUCAUGGAACUGCAACAGCUUACAGUGUGCUAACCAAACGUGUAACCUAACACGUAACCAACGCGCUGACCAAAGCGGUAACCAAAUAUGCAACCAAAGCUGUGACCAACACCCUAAGUGCGGCCUGAAGUCGCCACUCCAGUCGUACCUUGAGGACGGUUUGCAAGGGUUCUUGCCGCAUCAAUUCAAAACGCCCGGCUGUAAGCUAACGUGUACUUUAACAAAUCACAACGGCAUCCCGUGUAAAACCCCUAUGGGAUUUGCUGAUAUUAGUAACGUAGCAUCGCACACUAAGAACGGUGCGCAUCUCAGGAUAGCGCUUCACAAAUUCUGCGGAACUCACGACUCACCUCUCAGCAAAUUGUGCGGUCAACUGAACUGCCUCCUUGGCGCUGCACCGAAAACGCUGGGAGACAUGUUCGCAUUUUACUAUAACUUCCUUAACGGGUGGAAGCAGAGUGGACCGCAUAGGAAAGAUGCCUUUAGCAAGGCCGUUACCAAGGCCAAUUUCGGCGACUCAAGUAAGACGCUGGAAGUUACGUCCAUAUUUGAAAACAGAGACCAUACGGAUGGACACAAUAAAGGUGACCUCUUUAGUCUUUGCUGCAAAGAUACGUCUAACGUUAAGUGCGGCCGGUAUAUUCAGCCUCUUAGCCAUAGCACAUGGUUUAUCUUCUCUGACAAAAAUGCAGGCAAAUAUCUUACGUGGUUUGUCUACCUGACGCAGACAUUCUACGAUCUACUUGAAGAACUGUUGAAAGAAUGCAAUUCUAAAUGUGGCGUUGGAGGCUACAAAUGCUACGAAAAAUGCUGCCCCCAGGAAUGCCAAGUGAAGAAGGCAUAUGAAUCUAAGGAUUCGUCUACGGAACUCAACGGUAAAAAACACACUGAAGACUGCAAGUCGAUAGCUCACUGUCCAACUACUCGUCCAAUACUAAACAAAUAUGGCUUCGUGUUCUGGAGUCCAUGGAGCCUCAGUGGACAAAAUGGCGACGGGAAAAAGCGUUCAUGUAAAGAUUUCUGCAACGCUUUAGAAAACAUCCUCAAUAAGAAAAAGGCAGACAAACACGUGCUAGCUGAAUUAGUAUUUGAGACAAUUCCAGAAUUCCUCUGGAAGAUACGUCUCCCAUUCACUUACCUCUUAUUAGCCCUCUGGUCCCUCUCUUUGCUCUACCUGCUGCACAUCGCCGUCGUCCGCCUCGACGUCCUGAGGAUACGCUCCCACCUGCGCUCGCCCGCAAGCCACCGCAUCGCCGCGCAGUCGCUCCUCGCCGCCGCACGCAUCAGGGCACUCGCCAACGAUGCCAGGGGGAAAGCCUUAGAUGACAUUGAUGCCCGCCGCAUCUCUCUUGGUCAGCUUGCCGGACAGCUUUCGGGUUUAAUUGGUGGUGGACAGGAAGUUAAAGAUGCCAUUAAAAAUGGUAUUGACAUAAUUAUUAACAAAUAUCCUGAAGUUAAAAGUAAUUCUAAGCCUUCAUCCCCCAAGCCUCAUGAUUUAGUAGAGUCUACUACGCUUAGUAAGGAAAUUAAGUCAAUUGAAGAGAAAAAAACUCAGCUUGAAAAUGAAAUUGCAGAGCAUAAAAGACAGCAAAAAGAUUCUCCUGUUGAACCAUCCAAGCUUAAAUCGUUAGAUGAACUGACGUCCAAGCUUAAAAGUCUCCACAGUCUACAGGAGCUUGAACAAUAUUCUCAGAAACUUGACACUCAUAAAAAUAAUACACAGGAUUUACUAAAAAAUCUAACAGAAGGAUUAGAAAAGUUUCUAGGUUUCAAUCCAACCUCCAAAGGCUACACCGGUGAAGGCAUCGUGUACUCCGACCUUGACAGGCUCUGUGACGGGGUGAUGUCUUUCCUUCAUGGUGUUCUUGAGAGUGUGAAGGAUGAUGAGAGUGUUACAACUUAUGAUAAUAAGAUGUCUGUCGAUCGUUUAAAUGUUGUUCUUCCAAAACUACAAGAAUCAAUAGGUAAGGGACACAGUGUGUUCUCCACUCAGAUUAAGCAGGUAGGUGACUGGUUGAAUCACUAUGAUCAAUAUGUUGCAGGUUCGACGUUUCUUGUUACAAGUGAAUUAGGUAGGUUGAUGCAUGAUUUAGGUGAUAAACAUUUCAUUUCUGUUUCAGGUAAAGACAACGUGAAGCUUCAAGCGCAGCUGGCCAACUGGACUCAGGUGGUCAAGGACAUCGAAUCAGAUGUCCACACUAUGGAAACACAGCACAUUAGUAAAUUAAACAACAAACUAAAAAAUAAUAUUUUGCAUGAAAUAAAAGUUAUUGUGAAUGCUGUGUGGUUGUUGAAACAGUCGGCGGAGAAUGAUGUUUUCAAGCAGCAGGCAUCGUAUGUUGAUAACAAGUUGGUGGAGGAAAAGAAAAAAUUAGAUAAUGCGGUCAGGAAGCAGAGCCAAGAGCUGAGGAGGAAGAUGGGAGAGCAGUUGAGAAGGGUUGACGGUAAAAUUAUAGAACUGACACAGGCAAAAAGCUCACAUUUUGGGCGUAUUAACGACGCCAUUGCUGCCACUAGGGGGGCAAUUGAGAACGAAUUUGGAGACUAUGAUACAAAUUUUAAGAAUAAGAUUUUAAAGUGUUUUGAUGAUAUCAGAGAUAAAGUUAAUGAAUCAUAUAACAACUUAGUUUACAAAAAAUCGGAACUCGCCAAUUUGGUCAGUGGUGCUUGGAAGCAAUUUGAGGUGUUGAAGGAAAAGGUUAAGAGGGGAUCUGGUGGACCAGAAGACAAGAGUAUAGAAUACAAUUGGUCACAGCUUCAAAUGCAGAUUCGGGGGCUUGUGAAUCAAAUUAAUGGUAACGGAUAUUCAAGCGAAGGUAUUAAGGGUAUCAUUAAAGGGGUUAUAAAUUACGCUGGAAAGUUCAGCGGAAGGAAAUUUGACGGUGUAGUUGACGGGUGGAUUAAAAAGAUUGUUUGUGAUAAGAUUGUGAGUAAUAGGCUUGGGGAGUAUUGGAAACAUAACCAGAAUCAGCUGCGGCGUAUUAACCUUGGUCAGUUGCAGGACGCAGUUAAGGAGAGAAUAAAGGUAGCAUUAAACAACGAGAUUUCGCAAUCUGGGAAAUUGGUCGAUGUCACACCCAACGACAUUACUGAGGGCAGCAUCGCAAAGAAUGUUGCAUCGUUAAGCCGUGGUAUUGAUGAUUUUGUCAGGGGAAUUGAGAGCAAACAUACAUAUCCUGGUAUUGAUGCAUUAGUACAAGAAUUAGUUCAAGAAAUUGAACAGCGAUUUGGGGUUCGUGAACCCCGUGCACCUGGAUACUCCCCAACACAUCUCCAAGACGCCGUGGAAUCGGCACUUGCAGCCCUCAACUCCACCGCGAGACAAGUUAAGGAGGAACUUGAGGCCUUCACGUCUGACUACAUCAUGGGUUACAACCUCGGUACCAACGUUGAUGAUGCGAUAGCAAAUGCUGAUAAGAUCAAGGAACAAUUUGAAGAACAAAAUGCUACUUAUGGCAAGCAUAUUACUAACGCAUUGGCAAACGUGACGCAACCAAUCAAACAACUGGAUUCCGCCCUCGACAAGAGCCAAUUUGGCCUAAAGAUAGACGCGCAGUUUCAAGACGUUUACGAUAUUUCGGGUGGUAAAACGCCCCUAGGUCUCGGAAGUCCAAUCAAGUUUGACACCCUUUUGACUUCUUUCAAACAGGGAGGCCUCGACGGAAAAAGCAAGAACAAGAAGGAUGAGCUUAACGAAACUAUCAAAGAGAUUAGAUCGCAGGUCAGUAGCGCUUUAGAUAAAGCUCUCAAAUCUAUAAACGACAAUACACUCGAACAAGCUUAUACAGCUGUUACUAAAAAUUUCGCAACAUUGGUUGAAGAAGUUAGUAAGUUGGUUGACAAAUCUUCCGGAAAUUCCUUCGCAUCAGGUAGUUUGCACAAACGAUUAGAGGAAAUUAAUGAAUUAGUUAACAAUUACACUAAAGAAAAAGUCACAUGGGCAAACGAUGAAAAAGUGUAUGGCCUAACCAAAAUAAAGGGUGACAUUAAGAGUAUAAUCGGGACUGAUAUAGCUGAGGCACCUAACAAUCUAACCAGAAUUUUAAAUGAUGCUGGCAAAUUCUACACUGAUGUAGUCGACAAGGAGGCUGCAAACGCGAUUGCCGACAUCAAGGAAUAUGUCGAAAAGGAGGUUAACAGAGUUACAAAGACAGUCCACGCGAAGGCCAAAGACGAUUAUUACCAGAAGAUCACUGCCCUGUUCAAAGAAACGCACAAAACUGUCGAAAAUGAGAUUACGACCAUUAACAGACUAAUAAAAGAUGACAUGUCGAGCGGAGUUAAAGGUUUUCUCAGAAAAAUGAAGCAUAACAUAUGUGUUGUGCAAACGCACGAUACCUUUGCGUCACUGGCAUUUGAAGCAAAUAAACUGAUUACUAGGUUAAUUCAAUAUGUAAAUGAACAGGUGAAAGAGGACAGCGGACUCAAAAGCGACGUGAAAUCAAUCUCCUUGCUUUGUCAUACACUCCUCGACGAACUCUACGCUUCAAAACAUUUUGACCACACCUUUAGCAAAAACAUAGGCAAACUAAAAAAUAAGCUUAUCGCAUUUUCACCUAAGACGUUCGUCAAUACCCACAACCCCGAGUUGCCGGAUGCUUUGAGAAACGGAAUGAAUGAGUUGACUGAUGAAUUCGGCAAAGCAUACGUCUCAGCCUAUGACGGCGCUGAACCAAUAAAAGAUUGGUUUGAACCUCAGAGUUCUGUUCAAGCAGACCAGCCGAGUGGCGAUGCUCCUGCCACUCAAGAAGCCAAGUUAACCGAUGACGGCAGGAACUGCGCAAAAGUAUUCUUCACCUUAGUACAAACUCUUUACGGGGACCUUCGCACCCUGAGAAGGGAGUGUAAAGAAAAGGGUUCGUGGAGAGUCAAGCAAAUUUAUGAAAAUUUUGGCAAAAGUAAAAAUCCCCUCGGGGUGUUUCUCAAGCGUUGCGGGUAUCGUGUCGAUUAUGAUGACAUUAGCUACGACGGUGAAUUGCGCAAUAAACCGGACUGUAAUGGCCAAAAGAUUUUUGAUCUUCUCCAUAACACCAAACAGAUUUUCGGGUCGAAUAGCUCAGAUCUUGGUAAUUUGGUGAAUUUACAUGUAUAUGUUUCUACAUAUUAUGAAGUCUGCCACCGCAAGCAUACCGAGAAGCCAAAAGCGCCGUCUAGUGUAUAUCAUAUGUUACGCUGGUUAUGCGGUAUGCGGUAUAACGCAAUGUACAGCCAGCUCAGGGACUACGUUACUACGUUGAUAAACCCCCCCGGCAAUGUCACACAACCUAGCCAUGCCUGGAAAUAUGAAGUAGAUGCCACGUCGACUUUUACAGCACUCGAUGUUCAGUUCGCACUUCUCGAUGUUUGCAACCAUGCCGAAAUAGUCCUCACCUCCAUCCUAGGCCAUGGACACUCGGGUGGUAUUUAUGCCUCCGAUUUCAACACAAACGCCGACGGUUUGUCGUACCCUAGCAACUCCAGUCAAUGUUUUGAUAUGUUUGUAGAAAUUGUGAAUAGAGUCCACCAUCAAUUCUCCUUCCUGUGCGAGCAAUUCUAUUUUGAAUCUACAUACAGCAGUUGGCGCGACUGUUAUUACGGCAGAGAUGUCGGCGGCUCUGGAUGGAAAUGCAAUGACAACCUAUGCCCUAACCAACAGUGUAACCUAAGACCUAACCAAAACGCUGACCAAAGUGCUACCCAAAAGUGCAACCAACACCCCAAGUGCGGUGUAAAGUCGCCGCUUCAGUCGUUCUUGGAAGAUGGUCUACAAGGCUUUUUGCCGCAUUCCAUUUCUAAUGUUGGUUGUGGAGUUAAGUGUACCAUGGCAAAUCAUAAUGGCAUUCCAUGUAAGACACCCAUGGGUUUCUCAGAGAUAAGCGUUAAAGCAUCGCAUACAAAGAAUGGUGAUUAUCUCAGGGAAGACGUCGAGAAAUUCUGUGGUAAUCUAAAUUCACCUCUCCGAAAAGUGUGCUUGUAUAUCCGAUGUCUAUCACCUCGGACACCUCAAACACUAAACGAGAUGUUUGCAUUUUAUUAUGGUUUCAUGCAUCACUGGGGAGGUGAUGGUAGAGAUCAUAGGUAUACUGCCUUUACAACUGCACUGAAGAAUGCAAAUUUUGGACAAGGGUACAAGGAGUUAGAUCCAACUGUCAUUUUAAACAGAAGUAAGCAUCUGGUCACUCAUAGUGACGGCGACUUGUCCAGUCUAGUAAGCUGCGACGGUGGCAACGCAUCAAACUGCGGUCGGUACCUUAAGCCGCUCGGUAUAGAUGUCAGCGGUGUUUAUUCUAAGAAACACGCCGACAAAUAUCUCUCCUGGAUCGUUUACCUUACUGAAACAUUUUAUGAUUUACUCAAGAAACUAUACGAUGACUGCGAUGCUAAAUGCGGUAACAAAGGUUCUAACUGUGUUGCCAAAUGCUGUGUUAAGGACUGUUCAAAGAAAUCAUCAUCGCAAAAAUCAUCCCGAAUCCAUGAUUCAAGAUGCCAAUCUAUUGUGACGUGCAAGUCUACACUACCGACAUUGUCAAAAUAUGGAUUCGUGUUUUGGUACCAAAGACACCUCAACGGCGAUGAUGGAUUAGAGAAGAAGAGAACGUGCGGAGAUUUCUGCAGUGCAUUAGAAAGAAUACUUGGUAAAGAUUCAGUACUCAUUAAAUUUAUCCACGAUAUUGACAAAUUUAUAUACUGCAUCAGAUUCCCAUUCAUGUCAUUAUUGCUAGCCCUCUGGUCGCUGUCGCUCCUGUACCUGCUGCACAUCACCGUCGUCGAUCCUCUCCUGGGCUGCGUCGCACGCAAGCCAUCCGCCGCGCGCGCAGUCCUCGCCGCCGCACGAUCAGGGCACUCAUGUCGUGCUUCUCUCGCCAUAUCGUGCAUUCACGUGUGA